Messenger RNA from Akanthomyces muscarius, 1923 nucleotides. RefSeq lists its product as uncharacterized. The coding region runs from base 1 to 1923 and encodes 640 amino acids. Gene Ontology annotation, molecular function: amino acid transmembrane transporter activity. Gene Ontology annotation, biological process: amino acid transmembrane transport. The transcript has a single exon. Lineage: Eukaryota; Fungi; Ascomycota; Sordariomycetes; Hypocreales; Cordycipitaceae. The record is from RefSeq and is a predicted model, not a curated record.
AUGGAAGAGCACAAUGCGACUACUGGAAGCCCCUCGAGCCAAAACAAGGACCGAGCCGCCGAGAUCCUCGAUCGCCAUCUGCCAGACGGAUACUCUGCCGACCCCGAAGUCAGUUUGUCGACCCAGCCCGUCGAGGCGGCGCUCCUCGAGAGCCCCCUGAACCUCGGCGGCUCCCCAUCCCCGAUACUCUCCGCCGCGGGCGGCGCGGUCGGCGGCGCGUCGUCCUCUGCCGCUGCCACGCCGCCCGCCGGCGCCGCCGGCGCCGCUGAGGAGGGUGAGAGCCCCGACUCUGAGCUGGUCGAGUCGUCGCUCAAGCUGCAGGGCGGCGACAUCCACCGCGAAAUGUUCCGUAUCCGGGCCCGCGCCAGCUCGCUCCGCCGCGCCAACACAUUUUCGCACCAGCCGUCGCCGAGCCUGCAGCCCGCCGACGACCUCUCGUACAACGAGCAGCGCGUCCCGGGCGGCUUCCGCCGUCAGCACCUGCUGCAUCAGGCGCGCAAGCGGCGCGCCUCCCACGGACCCGUCUUUGCGCGCAACUUUGUCGACUUUUUGGAUUUAUACGGAAGCUUUGCGGGUGAAGACCUCGACGACACGGAUGACGAGGACGAGACGGAAGACGAGUCCGCCGUUGAGGAGGAUGCAGAUGAGAACGCGCCCACCGAGGCCUCGCCGCUGAUUCGAAGACGGCCGACAAUGGGCCGCAAGAAGAGCUCGCGCCGGCUGGCGCGCGAGGGCGACGCGAGCACCGUCAAGACCUUUUUCACGCUGCUCAAGGCUUUCAUCGGCACGGGCAUCAUGUUUUUACCGAAAGCGUUCCGCAACGGCGGCAUGGUCUUUUCGAGCAUGACGCUCGUGGCCGUGUCGCUGAUUACGAGCGUGUGCUUCAAGCUGCUGCUCGAGUGCCGCGCGCGCUACGGCGGCGGCUACGGCGAGCUCGGCGCUGCCAUUAUCGGCCCGCGCUUCCGCAGCAUGAUCCUCUUCUCCAUUGCCCUCUCGCAGCUCGGCUUCGUCUGCUCGGGCCUCAUCUUCACGGCCGAGAACCUCUACGCCUUCCUCGACGCCGUCACGCAGGGCAAAGGCACCUUUCAGCUCGGCGUGCCCGCGCUCAUCGCGCUGCAGCUCGUGCCGCUGGUGCCCCUGGCGCUGAUCCGCAACAUCUCCAAGCUCGGCCUCGCCGCGCUCAUCGCCGACGUCUUCAUCCUCUUCGGCCUCGUCUACAUCUGGUACUAUGACAUUUCCGCGCUGGCCACGCGCGGACCCGCGCCCAUCCGCCUCUUCAACCCGGUCGAUUUCCCCCUCACCAUCGGCUCCGCCAUCUUCACCUUUGAGGGCAUCGGCCUGAUUCUGCCCAUCCAGUCGUCGAUGAAGAAGCCGCACCACUUUGGCCCGCUGCUGUACUUUGUCAUGUUCCUCAUCACAAUCAUCUUCACCUCGGUCGGCGCCCUCUGCUACGCCACGUUCGGCGAGGACACCAAGAUCCAGAUCAUCUCCAACUUCCCGCAGGACUCGGCCCUCGUCAACGCCGUGCAGUUUCUCUACUCCAUCGCCGUCCUCGCCGGCGACCCCGUGCAGCUCUUCCCCGCCGUGCGCAUCCUCGAGACGUCCCUCUUUGGCGAGCGCGCCACGGGCAAAAAGUCCGUCGCCAUCAAGUGGCAGAAGAACGGCCUGCGCUCACUCGUCAUGGCUGUGUGCGUCGGUGUCAGCAUCGUCGGCGCGAGCGACCUCGACAAGUUUGUCGCCCUCAUCGGCAGCUUCGCCUGCGUGCCGCUCGUCUACAUCUACCCGGCGUACAUGCACUACAAGGGCGCAGCCGAGAAGCCAUGGGUCAAGGCGAUGGACAUUGUGCUCAUGGCGGGCGGCCUCGUCGCCAUGGUGUACACUACGUUUGUGACGGUGUAUCAGUGGAUCGACUCCAAGGUAUAA